AUAAGAAAUUGAAAUUGAAAUUAGUUAGAGAAUUAAAGAGAAGAUCUAUAUCGAUAUUUUUUACUAUCGUUUUUUUUGAGGAUUAUUAAUAAUAAUUUAUUAUUAUGACUAAUUUACACUACGAGUACGAGUACACUUUACAAGAUAAAUUUAUUCAAGGAAUGUCAAAACCUAAGCGAACUUUAGAAGUACAGUUCGACAGCGCACCAAAAUCGGCACCACCGUCGUUGGCGUCUUCUCCGAAGAGUUGCUCUUCUGGUUUCUCUCAAUACUACAGAAACUUUUUUUUAUCACAAACCGCUAAAGAAGAUCAACAGAAGGCUUUAAAAGAAGAAGGUGGUAUACUAUGGGAAACGAACUCUAAGAGUGCUGAAAAUUUAGAAUCGAUUGUUAGCAAUUCCCUGGUAGGCUAUUUGCAAAAAGUAUCUCAAAAAUCGAAGACUCAGUCAUCUAAAAUGGGAAGUUAUAGGGAUGUGAACAUUUUGGCUCCGACUAGUACAUAGCUCAUUUUAUAAUCGGAUUUUUUGAGUAUUUUUGGCUAUAUUCCGAUUGCUUUUUGGUUUUGGUAAAAAAAAAAAACAAACUGACAAAGACAGAUUUUCUCAUUUAAACUGUUUAUACUUUUCAAACAAGCCUCUCUUCUUGCAUCAUAUUUUUCCCGGAUGUAUUCAUUGAAAGUUUAAUGACACACUUUAUCUUUUUUUUUAAAUCUAUAUUACAUCCUUCCUAUUUUACUUUUUUAGUAGUGACAUCUUGUAUGAAAUCUUAUCAUAUUCUUUAAAAUUACAUAUAUGCAUUACAAAUUCAGCUUUAUUUUCUACUUUAUUACGCAGUAUUAGAUUAAUAAUCCAUACGCCAUCCUCUACCCGUAUCACAUUGCCCAAAAAAUUGACACGUAAUUUAUUUUAGGCCUAUAUUUCUUGGAAAUACUUUGAACCCAGUUUUAUUUGUCUAGACUCGAAAUUGAAACCCACUAAAGCCUUGUUAAGAGAAUAAUACAAUUAUGAAGAAGAGGAAGGAAAAGAAGAAACAUAUAAAGGAUAAAAAAAGACAUUGCAAUAGACUUUUAAUAAUUAGUAAGCAGGAAAAAAUCUAUAUCAUAUCUUUAUUUAAGACACUACUCGUUUAAGUUUAACAACAAAAUUAUAGAGUUUUCUAGAUCAAAGUCAAAACCGUUGUUAAGGAUUUUCCUUUCAAACUACAAUAAAGCGAAGACGAAGUAUGAAAAUUGAAUUUACAUCCGGUAGGCAUUUUCUAAGAAGAUUAUUCCAUGCCUAGCGAGCCUUCUUUAUAGCCGUAAAUCAAAACUAAUUAACUGAAUUAUAAAAAAAGCUAAAGAUAGAACUGAAGGAAAAGUUAAAGAGAAAAGAAUCGUUUAUACUGUAUAUACAGUAUACACGGUGUCUAAAAGAGCAAGGAAGACAGAAUAGAAUCUCUCUUAGUUGACCUUACUAUUAAAGGGAAACUUAUAGCUACAAAUUUGUUUUAAAAAUACUGUUUGCUAUUUCAAACAACUAUACUUACAACAGUACUUUGCAAUGAAUAAUGUUUUCACCUUCAAUUGAAUAAAAUAACCUUGAAAGAAUCAUCUCUAAAUAUUUAUUAACCUAUGUGUCCUCUUUGUCCUUCUGUUCAACUUUUAUCUGUUUUUAAAGCUUAAUUUACAAGAGACAGGGUUGAAUUGAAAUUUAUAGAAAAAAGUGAAGCAUGCAGUUUACGUUGACGGGGGAUUUAUAAGUAGUAAAAGGAUACUUCCAAGAUGUAAGUGGAUGUCAUAGAAGGAGUAGGAGGGGGAGGAGGAGAAGGAGAAGAAGAAGCAGUAAUAAUAGCAGCCGAAGGAGACGGAAGGGGACGACUAAGGAUAAGAUUAAAGAAGGAGUAAAGUUUUUAUAAUGGGAAAUUGAUAAAUGGUUAAGCUUGAAGCAUUUUUUUAGGUCGUUCUAAAAACCCCCAGAGACGAAGAAACGUAACGACCUGCGCUAGCCUUGACUGAUCUAAGGUUAUAAUUGUAUCGAUUUCUCCUUCAUUUUUUCCCUUUAUAUAGCUGUACUUAAUUGACAGGAUGACAAAUGUAAAUCUAAAGGAAAUAUAAAUCUUGCUUUAACUUUUCUAAAGAACUGAUUAAGUGGGUGACAAAAUGAAAAUAUAUGAAUAAAGCAGUUUAAGUGAGAAAAAUUGAAACUUUCUAUAAGACUUUCUUAUUUGCAACAGCUUGAGAUUUUUAUUGUAAGAUUCACAGUACAAUGACCUCAUUCCCCUUAACCUAAAA
Molecule: messenger RNA, 2269 nt
Organism: Dimorphilus gyrociliatus
Lineage: Eukaryota; Metazoa; Annelida; Polychaeta; Dinophilidae
Source: the annotation of a GenBank genome assembly